Messenger RNA from Aspergillus wentii DTO 134E9, 2544 nucleotides. Its product is annotated as putative transcription regulator BDF1. Gene Ontology annotation, biological process: chromatin remodeling; regulation of DNA-templated transcription. The transcript is spliced from 3 exons. Lineage: Eukaryota; Fungi; Ascomycota; Eurotiomycetes; Eurotiales; Aspergillaceae. Gene Ontology annotation, cellular component: chromatin; nucleus. The coding region runs from base 1 to 2544 and encodes 847 amino acids. The record is from RefSeq and is a predicted model, not a curated record.
AUGGCGACGCCGCCUCCCGAGGCCACCUCUGUUCCCAAGGAGGAGAAGCCUCAACUGCCGCCGUCGCCGAAUGGUGUAUCUUCAGACGAGGUUGGCCAUACUAGUGUGAAAGAUUCAGUGGCAGAUGCCAAACCUGAUACUCACACCAAUGGCGCAGAGAAACCAACAGAGAAGUCUGAAGAAAAGCCUGCAGAGGCUAAGGUGAAUGGUCACAAUGCGAACCAACCUUCUCUCUCCAACGGCGUAAACACCACCGCGUCGCCUCCGAAGUCGCCAACACUGCCUUCCGCCGAGACUGCCGCGAAGCCGGCUCCGUCCGCUGAUGAAUCGAAAACCGAAUCCACUCCUGCAGGAGAAGCGGCCAAGGAUGCUACUGAAGAGAAACCUGCCGCCAGCCAGCCAUCUGCACAGGAUUCCACAAGCAACGGCACUGGCAUUGACAAUGCUGCUCCGAAAGACACACAAACACCCAAGGACACGCCGAAGUCUUCGGCCGAUCCUACACCCGAAAACAAACCGGAGAACAGUGCUCAACCAUCGCAAGAUUCUUCUGCUAUGAAAACUGAACUUCCUCACCAUCCAUCCACUCCUGCGAAGUCCGAUGGCACACCUGGAGCCGGGGCAGCGGGUGGCGCGCCACAAGUUCAGCCUCUGCAGACCGUUGAUCAAGAAAUGCGAGACGCCCCAGCUGUGCCGACGUCUCCAACCAAACUCUCCAGAGAACGCGAGCCAGACCCGAGCGAUGAGCCUGCUGCAAAGCGCACUAAAGUAGGAGGCGAGGGAGCAACAUCGUCUGAUUUCAAGGUUCCCAAACUGCCCACACCGUCAGCACCGGCUAGUACUACCACAAAUAGGGCGCCGAGUAUGACCAAGAUGCAGCACAAGUUCCUUCUCAAAGGUAUUCAGAGCCUCAAGCGCAUGAAUGACUCGCGCUUUUACCGGGAACCCGUUGAUCCAGUCAAAAUGAACAUUCCACACUAUCCCCAGAUCAUCAAGCGUCCCAUGGACCUUGGAACCAUUGAGCGCAGGUUGAAGGCAAACGACUACAAGACUGCUGAUGCUGUCAUUGAAGACUUCUACCUCAUGGUUCAGAACGCCUUGACAUUUAACGGUCCUGACCACUUGGUUGCUCAAGAAGGUCAGAAGCUCAAAGCCACUUUUAGCAAGCAGAUGGUCAACCUCCCCAGGCCUGACGAGGUGGAGGAGAAGAAGCCCAAAAAGAUCUCUAGUAGCAAACCACCACCCUCAGCACCUCGCCGCGAGCGGCCCAACCCCCCACCUGCCGCUCGCCCGGCAGCCGAAUCUCCUCAAGCAACUACUUUUGCUCUCGGCCCUGAAGGCUUACCUCUGAUUCGUCGUGAUUCCACCAAUGCUGAUGGCCGGCCUAAGCGCUCCAUCCAUCCUCCGAAACGUGACCUUCCCUACUCCACCAAGCCAAAGAAGAAGAAGUAUCAGUGGGAGCUGAGGUUCUGCCAAGAGGUUUUGGAUGACCUUUACAAAUCAAAACAUUAUACCUACGCCAUGCCUUUCUACUACCCAGUGGAUCCCGUCGCAUUAAACAUCCCAACCUACCAUAGUGUCAUCAAGAAGCCUAUGGAUCUUUCGACUAUUCAGUCUAAGUUGAAGACUGGCCAGUAUGAAAACGCCAAGGAAUUUGAGCUUGACAUGCGCCAAAUAUUUAAGAACUGCUUCAAGUUCAACAUCCCGGGUGAUCCUACCUACAUGGCUGGACAAAAGUUCGAAGAAGUUUUCAAUUCGAAGUGGUCGCAGAAGACUCGCUACCUUGAAGCUCAUGAGCCUCACCCUGAGCAUCAGAGCGUUGAUUCCUCUGAUGAGGAAAGUGAAGAGGAAGCCGAAGAAAGCGACGAGGAUGACGAGAAACUCAGCCUUUUGCAGAAGCAAAUUGCGGAGAUGUCCCGUCAAGUCGAGGCAAUCACCCAGAAGAAGAAAAAGACCCCGCCUGGGUCGAAGAAGGUUGGCAAAUCUUCAAAGCCUGUAAAGAAGGAUCCUUCGAAGAAGCCUACCAGCAGCGUUGGCUUUGGCAAGAAGGACAAGAGGAGCACCAAGCCAGCCAAGCCCGAAAAGCAGCGCUGGGUCACGUAUCACGAGAAGCAGGUCAUUUCCAACGGCAUCAGUAGUCUUCCCGAUAAGAAGAUGCAGGAAGCUCUCAAGAUUAUCCAAAGUAACGUUCCGGCUCUUAAGGGUACACAAGAAACCGAGAUCGAACUGGAUAUUGAUGAGCUUCCCAACGACGUGUUACUCAUGCUACUUAAAUUCGUUAAGAAGAAUGCACCACAGGUGAUGGAAGAUGAAGAUAUCCCCAUGCCGACAACAACCGCGAACAACGCCCCUCCUCCAAAAGCCAAGAAGAAUAAGCCGAUGAGCAAGUUUGAGCAAGAAGCCCAGAUCAGCAUGCUUGCCAAUAAUCUUUCUCGCUUCCAGGGAGGCGGUGGCCGUUCUCCGGACCCAGUUCCUUCUGUCGAGGCCAAUGAAAGUAGCGACGAUGACUCAGAAGAUGACUCCGAGGAGAGCGAGGAAGAGUAA